UCUUGAACAAAAGUUAUACGUGGUCACGUGUUCUACUUUCAAAGACACCUGUUGGCGUAAUCUAGAAACUAGAUAAAUGUGUCGGUGUUAAUAAUUGUCGGCAGUUUUCCCACAACAAUUACUCAAUACAAAUAGUGACAUCUGUGUCGUGUUCCUUAUAAAAUCCGUAGAAUCAAUCUUGUGAGUCGUUAGAAAACAGUUUACGAGUCGUUUUGAUUACCGAUUGUUACGGACGCCGUCGUAAUAUUUUAGUCCGGAAGUAUUUAACCUAAAACAGUGGACACUGAAACAAGCGACAGUAGUUACAGCUACACGCACGCUCUCUUCUCAUUGAACCACUCGCGGACAAGACGCAGGGUAGACUAGACGAACAUUCGAGUGGCUGCACCUUGAAGCAACAUGGUGCACCUGGAAGACAGUCUUCUAGCGUCUGAUGUGCCUCCUCUACCCAGUGUCAGGAUCGUUGAAGGUCACCCGUACCUCGUCAUGGAGCGUCGCGACGUGUUCCUCACGGCCAUCUUGUCUACGCUGGCCGCGGUCACGACGCUGGGCGUCACUCUUGUUAUCUGUUACUUGUGGCACAUCAGAAGGCGCAAGAGGGACGAAGAGACCGGCUGUGACGACGGAGACGCCAAGAUCCGAGCGGACUCCGGAGGCAACAAGGAGGGACGUUCCAACGGGUUCCUGAGCCUCAAGACUCCUCUCAUCAGCACGAAGACCCUGGGAGCUCAGCUGGAGACCGCUGGGACUCCAGGGAGCAAGUCCCCGGCGGGGUCCGGUGCUGCGUCCGUGUCCACCCCAGAGGUGAAGACGCCCACCGCACCUCAGAACAAGGCGCUGCAGUCUGCCAAGGGAGAGCACCCGUCUAUGGCAUUUCUGCAGAACCGGUCCAUCUCCCUUGUCGACAUGUACAUUGACAAUACGGAGCCCUCGGAGAACGUGGGCCAGAUACAUUUUUCGGUCAAUAUUUUGUGCCCUGAAGCUUUCUGAGAAUUGGCUGUUUCACAGGCGAAGGAGUUACCAGCGAAGGACAUAUCCGGGACUUCCGACCCGUACGUCCGGGUGACGCUGUUACCAGACAAGAAACACCGUCUCGAGACGAAGAUCAAGCGACGAACUCUCAAUCCGCGCUGGAACGAGACCUUCUACUUCGAAGGAUUCCCGAUUCAGAAGCUGCAGAGUCGAGUUCUGCAUCUGCACGUCUUCGACUACGAUCGUUUCUCGAGGGAUGACUCCAUAGGCGAGGUCUUCCUGCCACUUUGUCAGGUGGACUUGUCAGAGAAGCCUUCAUUCUGGAAGGCUCUGAAGCCACCUGCAAAGGAUAAAUGUGGCGAACUGCUUACGUCUCUGUGUUACCACCCCAGCAACAGCAUCCUCACUCUGACUCUCCUCAAGGCAAGGAACUUGAAGGCAAAGGACAUCAACGGAAAGUCUGACCCGUAUGUGAAGGUGUGGCUUCAGUUCGGAGAUAAGCGGAUUGAGAAGCGCAAGACGCCGAUCUUCAAAUGCACACUGAAUCCCAUCUUCAAUGAAACAUUCAGCUUUAACGUUCCGUGGGAGAAAAUUCGUGAAUGUUCCCUGGACGUCAUGGUCAUGGACUUUGAUAACAUCGGAAGGAACGAACUGAUCGGCCGCAUCUUAUUAGCGGGAAAGAACGGCUCUGGCGCGUCAGAAACAAAACACUGGCAGGACAUGAUCACCAAACCGCGUCAGACGAUAGUCCAGUGGCACAGGCUGAAGCCGGAGUAGAACUCUAACCUAACAUUCGACCGGAGAAACAGUUGACUGUCGCCGUAUUUACUUGAAUUCUGGGAUGAGUCGCACCUUUCAUCUGAUGAUUUGUUUUACAUUGUAAUUGUAAAUAUUUGUAAGUACUCUCCGUUACAAGAAGUUAAGAGAUAAAACUCGUAUCUUUGUAAAAAAAAAAUGUUAAACGUAGACUUCUUUUGUUAUUGUGUUAUCUGUUUUAUGAUUUUUUUGUCACGCGAAAUACUUGGGCUAAAGUUGCGAUGCGAAAGUUUCAGCGUAGUGUUUUAUUCGUUCAGACCAGAGUGAGGUUAUGUUAACUUUUUUUUUUAAUCGUCGCGAGUUCUUUCAGACGAACUUCAUUACCAACCCUUCACAUUAAUAUUUCCUGAUGAUAACUGACGGACAUUCCGGCUACUUCGAUGAUAUUUAGUAAACUACUGUUUGUUGUUACUUGAAGGACAGAAGUAGAGAAAUUUCAGUCACAUUUUACUAUCUGUAAGCACGUAUUUUUUUUAAUUUUCCUGUGAAUCCUGUGUUUAAAUAAAUACGGAUGUGAAAUGAAAAAGUAUCUGGCCGUAGCUGAUCGACCAGCUUCAAACGAAAAUCGGUGUGCCUAGAAUAUUCUGUACAUUUCAUUGAAGUUACGAAUGAGAUGAGAUGUUCAAUAAUUUAUAGGACUUUAUAUAAUUUAUAUUCAUGUCACGGCGAGUGAUUUCGGAGUUGACGCGGUCUCAAAAUUAAUUCAUAACAACUGAACUUGUGGAAGAAAAAGUUUCUCAGAUGGAAUUUCUAAAUCCUCUUCAGCGACUUCACGUAUACAAAAGUUUUCUGUACGUGUUUUGGAUUAAAAAAUUUGGCUUUUCGUUUUAUAUAUGCAAAAGGACUUGAGAAUUUACAGAAAUAUUUACGAUGUUUGUUAUCUUCAAAGCUAGGAUGGUGUUAAAAGAAGUGCGUUAUCGCAUAUUUUGCGAUAAUUACGCACAGGGCCCUGGGGAGCCACCCCACUAGGAAAAGGUAAAGUUCUAAUCCCCUUUCUUCUAUCUCGGUCAAGGCCCUUUUAUUAAAUUCCACCGCCAACACCGAAAUCGCUCUGUUCUACAGUCGAACUGGCAUUAUCACGUGCGGAAAAUAAAACUGCAAACUGCGAGUCUGCGGAUUUUCGAUUAUAACCAGAAAAUAUCCCGAUGUCUGCGUAUUUUGAGGUUGUUUUUGUAUUUAUAUGCGCUUUAGUCCAUGAUUUUAUAGUUAAUAACUCCACAUUUUAUUGGAAUGAUGGCAUCUUUCAUCAAUCACUGAAUUAGGGGGCCAAUUAUGAACUUUGUCACUGUGCACGUUCCUUACGAUUCUUUCUAGAAAAAUGGAGCAUUUAUUUAUUUACAUAUUUGAUCGUUUGUCGGAGAAAUCUUCCGAUAGAUGCACCUAAGGUGACGAGAUACUAAAAAUAACAACACUUUCGUUAAUAAAAAGUGACUGUUCGGGUUUUUUUAACUAACAAUUUUAAAAGAGACAAUCAGAGCACAAAAUUUCAUUAAUCGAAGUGUCGCUGCAGUCUUUUAUGUCGCUGUUAGCACUCGCGGUCUUUUCCCCCCUAACCGUAGCGUGGAAGUGCGCAUGCGCGUGUGGAUACUGAACUUCCCAUUACGUCACGGCCGUGCGCCGAGUCGCUAGAGUUGGAUUCAGCGCAGCUGCGUAGUUUGUGUCAGACACUCAGUACGUGAAAUAACUCUCUCUUCCUGUAGACUUACGAUUGUGACGUGUGUUACAGAGCCUGUUGACUCUACACGCUUUAUUCUGAGCCUCGGAAGCUGUGACAGCUCUAAACCAGCGGGGAGUAAUACAACAGUCCGGAGCGACACUAGAGCUAGUUGCUUCAGAUGUGCUUGACCAUUAUCGUACUUACAGCCUCUUAGAGAGAUUGCUCCACAAUCCACC
This is a messenger RNA of Zootermopsis nevadensis, 3681 nucleotides long. The record is from RefSeq and is a predicted model, not a curated record. Lineage: Eukaryota; Metazoa; Arthropoda; Insecta; Blattodea; Termopsidae.